Messenger RNA from Brugia pahangi, 1689 nucleotides. Lineage: Eukaryota; Metazoa; Nematoda; Chromadorea; Rhabditida; Onchocercidae. The record is from the annotation of a GenBank genome assembly.
AUGUCAUAUCAUCAUGAAUUUCGCCAUGGACGAAUUGGAUUGGUGGAUGUGACACAACAUGAAGCAAUAUUACCCUUGAAAAUUACAGUUGGAUGUGAUGCACUAUCAUUGCCACCGCCUCCACCGCCACCACCUCCACCAUUACCGCCACCACCACCGCUGCCAUUAUCAACGUUUUCAAUUCUACCUGAACCUCCGCCGUUGCAGCUAACAACAAAUAAUAAUACACUUAUAACAGGUUCUUACUGGCGGGGUACACAACAAUUUUACGAGCCAGUAACUACUGCAAUGAGUGAAAUUCAAUACUGUGAACCAUUACACGCAUCUAAUGUGGGUGUGUUGCGCAAUAAUUUCAUUAACCGAAUAACACAAACACAUUCCGAACCGCGAACUUAUGUUCGUUUAAUUGAUUCACCGCCACCACCACCUGAGUUUGGUAUGCCAGUAAAACAAAUCGCUGAGACGUUGCAGAUCACCAGCUUUAACACAGAGAAUGAUAUUCAGCGUGCUGAAAAAGGUAUCCUUCAGAAUGUUCAACAGGCAAUUCAAAUUCAGUCAGAUGGUUUGAUUGAACAGAACACGAAGUUUUCUGCUGAACUUGAAAAAGAAGCAAUUGUGAAUGAAAACUGCCUUACCACACGAUCGCAAUUCAAAGGGAAGGUAUUUAAAUUUCCGGAGAACUGUGGUCGCCCACAAUCUUCAGAAGGACGUACAUUCCCGUUGAAAGUGCGAAGUGACGAUAUAAAUUAUGAUAGCAGCGAUUACAAUGAAUCUCAAACUGAAAAAGAUUCUCAUCGCAACAGUCCUGAUCCACUGUUGAAGUUUGCGUCUUUGAAACGUUCAUUACCCGUAGAUCAGGCUCCAGCUGUUAUUCGUACUGCUACCAAAAUUGUGCGCAAAGUUGCUUAUCCUACGCAGAAGAUUCUGACUUCAAAUCUCGUCAUCAGUAAUGAAGUUUCCUCUAGUCCUGUAGUUUCUGCUCAUUCGAAUGCGUUACCUGUAGUACCAAAGACAGCAAAACCAGUGAAACGUAUAUUUUCCAAUGGGACAAUGUCAAAGAACGGUAUGUCGUGGAGAAGACGAUUAACAAAUGAAGGUUUGGAAGUUGAGGAUGAAGUGCCUCAGACUGCUUCGGUGCAUAAUAUUGCGUUUAAUGGACAAAGGAUAAACCGUCGACUUCGUAGGAUUAGAGAUAAGCUGUAUACGGAGACAUCUCACGAAUGUUUUGAAUUCGCGGAACAUCGUCAUUGCCUAGCUGAUGUCUUUUGUCCGUUUGAUCAUGACGGUGACUCAACCCACAGAAUGACGAAGAUUUGUAGCAAAUUAAUGUUGGGUUUGUGUCGAGGUCACUGUAAGCAGGCUCAUUGCCUUUCUUCACAUCAGAUGCCAAUUUGUGAUUAUUUUUUGCGCCUUACUUGUUCCAAUGAACAUUGUCAAUAUUUGCAUGUUAAGCAUGCAGUUGGCAGUAAACCAUGUGAAGAUUUCAAUCGAGGAAUUUGUAAAAAAAGCUCAGGCUGUUCGUUUCCUCAUCGUUACUACUAUUCGGUGAUUAAAAAGAAGUGUGACGGACUUGGUAUGUCUAACGUAUCCCAACUCUCUUUACGUCAUAACGAAGCAGUUAAGAGCGAAGGAAGCGAUGAUGAAGGAUGCAAUGUAAAUAAGAAGUGUACAUUACAAUGGAUAUUAUGA